Heterostelium album PN500 is the source of this 1059-nucleotide messenger RNA. Its product is annotated as SDR family NAD(P)-dependent oxidoreductase. Gene Ontology annotation, cellular component: membrane. NCBI's taxonomy places the organism in Eukaryota, Evosea, Eumycetozoa, Acytosteliales, Acytosteliaceae. The record is from RefSeq and is a predicted model, not a curated record. The transcript is spliced from 3 exons. The coding region runs from base 1 to 1059 and encodes 352 amino acids.
AUGGGUUCAUUAAUUAGUACUGCUUAUGAUCGUUCACUUUCAUUAACACUCAAGGGUGGAAACAGACCAAAUAUGGAAAAACUAAAUCCAAUAUUAAUAUCUAAAUAUUUUGUAAAUUUACAAUCUGGAAAGAAUCUUUAUAUCACUGGAUUUUUGGUAUCGUUUUUGCUCGGAGUUCGUUUGUUGAGAAAUGUGUUCUCAAAGCAAAUGAAUUUGAAAGGUAAAUUGGCAAUUGUCACCGGUGCAUCGAGUGGAAUCGGACUUUCGAUUGCAACUGAGUUGGCUAGCAAAGGUGCUACCGUCUGCUUGGUUGCUCGUUCCAAAGACAAAUUGAGUGUCAUCGUCGAGGAUUUGAAAUCCAAGGGAUUCGAAGCUUUCUACAUCUGCGCUGACCUCAGCAAGCCAGCUGAUGUCACUCAAUGUCACCAAGCAGUAAUGCAAACCAUUGGAAAUCGUCCAGUCGAUAUCCUUGUCAAUUGCGCCGGUGCAGGUCACUGGAAAUUCAUUGAAGAAACAUCAAUGGAAGAAUGUAAUGAAAUGAUGGCAUUACCAUAUUUCGCAGCAUUUUAUAUGACAAGAUUAUUUAUUCCAAGAAUGUUAAGUUUGAAUAGUGGAUAUAUUAUUAAUGUAAAUUCACCUGCAUCAUCGAAUCCAUGGCCAGGUUGUAUUGGUUAUGCAUGUUCACGUUAUGCUAUGCGUGGUUUCACUGAUGCUUUGAGAAUGGAUUUGAGAGGAACCAACGUUCAAGUGAUGGAAGUGAUUGCCGGUGAGACCAAUUCCAACUACUUUGAAGCGAACGGAAUCGAUGAAUCGCACUUCCCAUAUCUAGCUCAAUGGCUACCAAAGAUUUCACCUUCGGACGUUGCCAAGUCAACAGUUAGCGGAAUCAUCAACAACAAGAGUCGUGUAGUGACUCCAUCGUCACUCGGUUUCGUCAUUAGAAUGGGUCAACUAUUCCCUAAUUUCACCACCUUGUUUGUCGCUCGCUCACCAAGAGGUGAUCAGAGAAUUCAAAACAUCUUGAAAUCCGCUGAGAAUUCAAAAACCAAACAAGAAUAA